UCAUCCUCUUUCGGUACACUGGUCUUCCCCCGCCAGCUGAGCGAGGGAUCGAAAGCUUGUCCAGCCAGAGGCAAAGGAAGCUAGCUGGUAAACACAGCUUCAUAAAACUGUAUAUCCAAUACAAGAGUUCAGAUAGUAAGAGUUGAAAGUUAUCAACAAAAUUCUCUGAAACUGAACACGGCGCGCUGACUUUGCAGCAAGAAGGAUUUGCUCCGCUUACGAAGAUCUACUAGUCUAGAUAUCUGCGUUUUGGUGGACGGUAGACAAGUCGAAAAAGGAAAGAGCCUUUUGAGCUUUGGAUGAUGGCAAUGGAGAAACUGUUGGGCAGCUUUUUGUUGCUGUUGGCGGCUGUUAUUCUGCCCUCAUCUGCUUCCCCAUUGCUUGGUGGAAAUGGGACAAGGAGGAGAACAGUUUGACCAUAGUAGAUAGACCGACUUCUGAGACAGCUCGUGUGAUCUAUAGACCAUCCCUUCAGGACCAAGGAGUUGAUGGGGUGGAAGGUCGCUUUGUAGUGCAGUAUGAUGUGGAACAUGGCCCUGCUGGAGAUCUUAUGGUGGUUGAUGGCUACUUCGUCCAUUUCUUCUCACCCAACCUGCCUCCAAUGCCCAAAGAUAUCAUCUUCGUCCUUGAUCUGUCAGGGUCUAUGUCUGGCACCAAGAUUAGUCAGCUGAUCAAUGCUAUGCAGGUUAUUUUGGGAGACCUGCAAGAACAAGACCGCUUUAACAUCAUCACUUUCAGCUCCUGGGUAAAGAAGUGGAAACCCACUCUGGUCUCUGCUGGGAACGAGGGCAUUAUGUCUGAGGCUCUGAGCUUUGUGGGCAGCAUGAGGGCAGAUGGAAUGACUAACAUCGAUAAGGCUCUGACAACAGCUGUCCAAGAAUUUGCCCGCGUCGAAGAGAGCGGACGAGCGUCAUUGGUCUUCUUUCUCACGGACGGUCAGCCCACAGAAGGAGUCCGGGACUCAAUGCAAAUCGCACGCAAUGUCAGAGGAGCCAACUCAAAAGAUUGCGCCAUCCUCAGUUUGGCCUUUGGAUCUGGUGCUGAUUUUGAGGCCCUGAAGACCAUUAGCGCUCAGAACUCUGGGUUUGCGAGGAAGAUUUAUGAAGCCUCAGAUGCAGCGCUUCAGGUAGCAUCUUUGUACAACGAGGUCUCUGCAGUAGUCAUGAAAGAUCUGACUGUGACCUACCUGAACAGCAGCGUAGACAAGUUCUCGAUAACUGAGGACACCUUCCCUGUGGUAUAUAACGGAACAGAGAUUGUUAUUUGCGGGUUUCUCCAUAAACCCGAGGGACGAUUUCAAGCUGAGAUCAAGGGAUUAAAGAAAUCUGGAGAGAUUGACCUGGUUUUUGAGACAGAGGAUGUGACGAAUUUUGUGAUCGAAGCUGAGGAGGAGGAGGGGAAAUCUGUCUUGUCUGGACCCAGAGACUACGCCGGUAUCGUAGAGAGGAUGUGGGCCUAUGUAACAAUCAAGCAGCUUUUGAAAGAGAAGGAGAGAGAGGCAAAUAAUGAGAAGAAGUCGGAGGAACUCAAACAGAAAAUCAUUGACAUGUCCUUGAAGUAUAAACUGGUCACACCGCUGACAUCGAUGGUGGUUACGAAGCCAGACUCAGAUGAGAAGAGCCAGGCAUCUCUUAAGGAUGUAGAUGCAGUGCAGGAGGAAUCAGUGUCUGCGUCUGGUGCAGCUUUCAUGAUGAGUGGAAUGCGUAGGCAUCAUAUGCCUAGUAGUCGGCAUAGAUCUCACAAGAAAAGCAAAACAGGUUUUCCCCCUCAAUUUUCUAUGGACCCGGUGGGGAUGAAUGGUUUCUAUGAUCCAGUCUUUAAUACCCACCGUCCCGGUCUUCCACCGAUGAGACCAACAGCACCAAAUUGGAGAAGACCAACAACGACAACAACGACGACGAGAAGACCAACUACAACUCGAAGGGUCAGACCAACCCGCCCUAAACGUCAAAGAUAUUCUCUGUUGUCAGCACUUGUUGUGCAGACUCCAUCUCGUAGCGCUUGUGCCGUGCCAAGGAAAGUGCAAGCUGGGAACUAUACCUUACUCAACAAAUCUGAUGGCACCUGGGUUACCAUGGAGACAGCUUGUCCACCCACCCGGAAAUGCAAGACUCCAAUUCUGACUUCGGUUAAUGUCACAGGUCCAGACGGAAAAGCCAUGGUCCUCAUGAACCGGACUGGUCGGAGUGACUGGACAUACUCCGCAGCGAGCAGUUACGAUGUUUUGGCAUCUGGCCAGGGGCUUACUGUUGAGGGUAUGCAAAUUAGUAUGCUUGCAUUUUAUUUGUUUUUGAGGUUGCGUUUUUACAUGGAUUGUAAACCCACCUUCAAAAUAACUGGCUGAUGGAGUGGGGGGGGGGGGGGGGGUGUCUUCUUGUGUCUGUAAAUUCACCUAGAAUCAAAAUCUCUGUUCCA
Messenger RNA from Aplysia californica (California sea hare), 2415 nucleotides. Its product is annotated as inter-alpha-trypsin inhibitor heavy chain H4. NCBI's taxonomy places the organism in Eukaryota, Metazoa, Mollusca, Gastropoda, Aplysiida, Aplysiidae. The record is from RefSeq and is a predicted model, not a curated record.